Rubroshorea leprosula is the source of this 1104-nucleotide messenger RNA. NCBI's taxonomy places the organism in Eukaryota, Viridiplantae, Streptophyta, Magnoliopsida, Malvales, Dipterocarpaceae. The record is from the annotation of a GenBank genome assembly.
GCCAAAUUGGUAGGCUCCAAACCAAGUUUUCAUUCUUUCAUUUUGGUUCUUUUGCAUUGCUCUCUUGUUUCCUUGUGUUUCUAUUUCCAUGGAGCAGGCAGUAGUUGUUGUAGGAGCCGGGCCCUCAGGCUUAGCAAUUUCUGCAUGCUUGACUGUCCACAACAUUCCUCAUGUCAUUCUUGAGAAGGAAGAUUGUAUUGCAUCUCUUUGGAAGAAGCGAACCUAUGAUAGGCUGAACCUUCAUUUAGCCAAGGAAUUCUGCUCCCUUCCACACAAGCCCUUUCCAGUUAAUAGCCCUACUUUCCUCUCCAAGCGUGAGUUUAUCGCGUACCUAGACAAUUAUGUUUCAUCUUUCAAUAUAAAACCCAAUUAUCAUCGUACUGUCGAGCUUGCUACCUAUGAUGAAGUUGGAAAGAAAUGGAGAAUCCGAGCUAAGAACACCCAAUCGGGCAUUCUAGAGGUUUAUGUUGCAGAUUUUUUGGUUGUUGCUAGUGGGGAGAAUAGUGAGGCUAACAUUCCUGAACUUCCUGGAUUAAAUAGCUUUGGAGGAGAGGUGGUUCAUUCUAAUCAAUAUAAGUCUGGUGCAGCUUAUGGAAAUAAAGAAGUUCUGGUGGUAGGAUGUGGUAACUCUGGUAUGGAGAUAGCUUAUGAUCUUUCAAACUAUGGAGCUCACCCUUCAAUUGUUGUUAGAAGCCCGGUACACCUCGGCAUGAGACUAUUACCUUAUCUCCCAGUUUUCGUGGUGGAUUUUAUUGUGAUCCUAAUGGCAAAAGUUGUGUUUGGAGAUUUAUCAAAGCAUGGAAUUCAUCGCCCAAAGAAAGGUCCCUUCCAUAUAAAAAACAUUACUGGAAGAUCUCCGAUCCUUGAUGUUGGAACAGUAAGCAAGAUCAAGACUAAAGAAAUUAAGGUAGGUGGGCAUGCUAAGAACAAGAAUGCUAGAGAGGGAUCAGAGAAGGGAGAGGAAGAGGGAUGAAGAGAACAAUGAAGAAAGGAUUAGAGAAGGGAGAAAGAGAAACUAGGAAGGGAGAGGGGAAAUCGGGGAAGAUGAAGAACAUGCUUUAUUACAUUUAUGAUUUAAUUUAUUAAUUAAUUGAUUCUGCCAUU